AUGAAGCUCGCUCCAAGCUUGGUAGCUGUGGCUACAGCACUCCACAGCGCCAUCGCUGGAGCUGCUUCAGCGACUAGAGAGAGCAAUGACCAGCUUUCUGUCCGUCAAAUAGCCAUCAUAGGUGCGGGUGCCGCCGGAGCAUCAACUUCGUUCCAUCUACGGCAGUUUGCUCGUGAACGUGGGAUACCGAUCAACAUCACAGUAUUUGAAAAGACUGAACGCAUUGGUGGCCGGACUCUCACGGUCGAUGUGUACGAGGACCAGGCUCAGCCAGCCGAGCUGGGGGCGUCCAUCUUCAUCAAACUCAACCACAUUCUCUGGAAUGCAACCGAAAGGUUCAAUCUACCUCUCCGAGAGCCUGAGCUCGGCGGGGAUGGCAUACUGGCUAUCUGGGACGGUGACAAGUUCGUGUAUCAGCAGGAUGAGGACUCCUGGUACUGGUGGAAUAUCGCCAAGCUGUUCUGGAAAUACGGGACGUCUCCGUAUCGGACGCAAAAGCUGAUGCAGAGCGUCAUUGACAAGUUCUUGAAACUCUACGAGGAGCCAUACUUCCCAUUCCCUUCACUGUCGCUCCGUGCCCAGGAGCUGGAGCUUACUCACAUCACGGGGCAGACAGGCACACAGUUUCUGUCGCAGAACAAGGUCAGUUAUUCUUGCACCUUUGAUGAACAUCUCACUCACGAGACCAGAUCUCGGAGCUGUUCUCUCACGACAUCAUUCAAGCAAGCACCAGGGUCAAUUAUGCCUCCAACCUGGCUCACAUUCACGGGCUUGAGACAAUGUGAGCAGGUAUCCAUGGCUCCCGAAGGCGCCUCGCAGGUCGCCGGGGGCAAUUGGCAGAUAUUCAGUCAUAUGGUCGCUGAAAGCGGCGCUCGCAUCCUUCCAAAUAUCUCGGUAUUGGGCAUUGAGCUAGCCAAGGAUGACCAAACUGGAAAAUACCAUCUCAAAACUGCACCUACAGACUCAGUCUCCACUCCAGACUUCGAAGACACGUCCGUCUUCGACAAUGUUGUCAUCGCUACCCCUUUCCAGUUCAGUGGUAUCAAGACCGGCGAAGGGGUAUUGACGGAUGCAAUCGACGAGAUUCCAUACAUCAAGCUACAUGUCACUUUGUUCACAUCACCAUUCCGCCUCAGUGCGGCCUUCUUCAACCUCGAUGCCGGAAGCCAGGUGCCUACUUCAGUCCUCACAACUCUCAGCAGCGACGACAGUCCCGAUUCGGGCACCCAAGGGGCCGGCAAGGCCGGAUUCUACUCGAUCAGCACGCUGAAAACCGUUGUGCACCCAAGUACGGGAAAGAAGGAAUUCCUGUACAAGAUCUUCUCGCCUGAAAAGGUCACUGCCGAGUUCCUGAGUGCCUUGCUCGGGGUCGAAGUGGACGAGCCCUUCACGGAGAACGUUUCAAGUGAGGGCCCCGACUCUGUAAAGCCGAUCUCGUGGUACUACCCACACGUCUUCUACUCAUACCCCAAGGAGCUGCCUCGAGUGACGUUCCAGGACCCCGUGCUGGGCCCAGGUUUGUACUACACAUCCGGCAUUGAGAGCUUCAUCUCUACCAUGGAGACCAGUGCCUUGAUGGGCAUGAAUGUGGCCAGGCUGAUCGUGGAUGAUGCAAGUGCGACAAAGAAGAAGGGCGAGGGCCAGAAAAUCCCCCAUGCACAGGCCGAAGGAGCGCAAAGGGUUGUCUUGAAGGGCUACAUGACCAGGCCGACAGUUGACCCUUACAUUGUAGAGGAGUUGUGA
Messenger RNA from Thyridium curvatum, 1743 nucleotides. RefSeq lists its product as uncharacterized. The transcript has 3 exons. NCBI's taxonomy places the organism in Eukaryota, Fungi, Ascomycota, Sordariomycetes, Thyridiales, Thyridiaceae. The coding region runs from base 1 to 1743 and encodes 580 amino acids. Gene Ontology annotation, biological process: prenylcysteine catabolic process; prenylated protein catabolic process. Gene Ontology annotation, molecular function: prenylcysteine oxidase activity. The record is from RefSeq and is a predicted model, not a curated record.